UGAGGAUGGGGAGGAGGGUGAUGAGAAGACCGGUGAAGCGCGGGGCACUGUCAAACCUGUCAUGGCGAAGCAGACCACAAUCAUGAAGUGGCUCAACAAUCAAGCUCAGAAGGAGUUGGACAUUGCCUGGGCGGAGGCAAUGUUCAGGGCGGGCAUUCCUUUCAACUUCCUAAACUUCGACACCACGCAAGCUCUACACGAAACAUACCUGAAGGUUGCAAGUGCAAGGCCAAAGGUCAAGUUGCCUUCCUACAAACACAUGCGGACUGUCAUGGUUGAUUACAUCUACCUGAAGGUGCAGAAAGCAAUCAACCCCAUGACUGCAUGUUGGGACACAACCGGCUGCACAUUCAUCACCGACGGGUCCACAGAUCGCAAGAACCGACCGGUGAUGAAUUUCCUUGCAACGGGGGAGAAAGGAGCAGUUCUGGUCACGACAGUGUACAUGACGGGGAGGAAGAAGAACGCAGCAGCAUUGGCAAAGUUAUGGGAGCAGGUGAUGCGUGAGAUAGGGCUUGAGCGGAUCAAUGCGAUAUGUACAGACAAUGUGGAGGUCAACAAGAAGGCGGCUCAAAUCUUAGAGAGGCGGACCGACAAAGAUGUCGCGACGAUACCAUGGGUGCCAUGUGGAGCGCAUUGUUGCAGUUUGUUGCUGAAGGACUUGAGCAAUUUGCCAUGGGUGAAGGACACGGUGAAGACGACAAACACGAUUGUCAAAUUCAUAAGGAACCACCACUCUACGCACGACCUCAUGAUGGCUAUCGACAACUCCUUGUCAUUGCUGCGUCCAACAGAGGUCCGGUUCAGGUCUGCGUAUCAGAUGCUGGGUAGGUUGGUUAACAGGGAGGACGUGCUGAAGGAUAUGGUGGAUGGGGAUUAUGGUGCGAGAUGGAGGGCACUGAGGUGGUCCUCGACAAAGCUGCAAAGGAAGGCCGACCUCGUCUAUUACUCAGUGGGGUGUGACAGUUGGUGGGAUAAGGUGAAGAAAAUUGUGGCCAUCAUGGAGCCGGUGUUCAGCCUGCUCAAGAGAAUGGAUAAGGAAGGAGUGUCUCCCACCAACCUCGUGGAGUACGACGAUCUCAUUGCAAGGAGAUUGACAAAUGUCGUACUCACGAAGGAGUGCGAAGACGAGAUGGCGAAGGUGAAGGACCGCGUGCAGAUGAUGGGGCAGCCAGCACAUGCAGCUGCCUUUCUUUUGGAUCCACGAAGGAGACAGCCUGGCUGGCUCAACGAUCCAAAUACUGCCCUCGUGCAAAAUGCAAUGCGUUUCUUGCUGAGGCAGAUUGGGGGGACGUGGGAUUCACAAAAACACAUUGAUAUGUGUGGGUAUCUGUAUGAGUUCUUGAGAGAGCCUGUGGAAGGUGAAGUCAGGAAAGAUAAGCAUAUGUGGACCCCUCUUGCUAGAACGACAGCCACAAAACGUGCUCCGGCGGAUUGGUGGUCGUUGCACGGUGGAGAUGUUCCGGAUUUGCAGGCGAUCGCCAUCAGACUGCUGGGAAUGUGGAGCACAGCAACAUCUGCGGAGCGGAACUGGGCAUCGAUGGACUUUGUCCACUCAAAGAGGAGGAACAGCCUCUCACCGGUGUCCCUGGAGAAACUUGUGUACAUUCAUUGGAACAUGCAGUUGCUUCGUGUUCGAACGAGCAAGGACAAUGGCUACGUGGAUGUAUGGGGGUCCUUCUUCGAGCCAUUGAUGGAGCCGACAUGGGAGGACCAAUCUCUCGACGAUGGCACAACGGAGAAGACGGAGGACGAAGGGGAGGAGGAAAAGAGGCAAAAGAGGUUGAAGAACGCUCCGAAAGGACGGAUUCCCCGCGACCUGUUGGAUGAAGACUCAAGCGGGAGCAGCGAGCUUGAGGAUCUGAUAUGGAAGGGGAAAUGUUGGAAUGAGUCUACUUCGGAAGAGAGCGGUGGUGAGGAUGAUAUUGGUGAGGACUCCGACUUUGAGUUGGGGGUUGUGCCAGCGGUGCCAGCCACAACUUACGUCGGUCGGAUGCGCGGGAGGCGAGAGGAGGCAGAGGUGCAGCCUUCAGAACCCGUGGAGAGAAUUGACACGGACAUCGAGUUCUUGAUGCACUGUGUUCCUGAUGGUGACUGUGAUGCGGACGAGGACGAAGCAGAUCGGGCAAAGGCUAUGGCGGAUAGAGAUACUGCCCUUGUUCAGAUGCGGAUGCUUGAGGAGGAGGCUCGGCGUGCUGCUAUCCCCACCAGGAGGGAGAGAGAGACAAAGCAAACAGAUCAGCGAGCCGAAGAAGGAGCAUCAGGAAGAAAAAGAUCAGCAGCAAGAAAAUGAAAAUAUGCACCAAGAGGGAGAGGAGCCCCACGGAGAGCAGCCCCAGCAACACCAAG
Chara braunii is the source of this 2349-nucleotide messenger RNA. NCBI's taxonomy places the organism in Eukaryota, Viridiplantae, Streptophyta, Charophyceae, Charales, Characeae. The record is from the annotation of a GenBank genome assembly.